Molecule: messenger RNA, 3432 nt
Organism: Pocillopora meandrina
Lineage: Eukaryota; Metazoa; Cnidaria; Anthozoa; Scleractinia; Pocilloporidae
Source: the annotation of a GenBank genome assembly
GUACUUUCCGCCAUGACAUCGGUUUAAAUAUGCAGGGUUGAGACUCGCGGGUACGAAGACGUGAAAAAUAUUAUCUCUUAUAGCUGAGGAACAUUUUUAAGAGCCAAGUCGUAAAUUCCACUCCCUUAAACUGGUGAGUAGAUCGAACGCAUAAAAUUUAUCGGAAAGUCUUUUUCUUCCUGAAAGGUUUUCUUAUUUUAUUGAUCGCUAUGUCCAAACGUGACAAGAUAUUUUGAUCGUUGAAGAAUUGAUUGAAAAUUUUUUGAGAAUAGCCCUCUGUCAAGGUUUCGAUAGGAAUCUUUCCAACAGUUGUUCUUUUAUGUUUUUUUACAACGCUGUAACCCGAGAUGAAUUUGUAUUUUUCUGCGGCUGUAAACGGCACGCGACUCCCUUAGUGAAAUUUGCUGGAAUGUUUGAAAGGGACUUAGUCUAGUAGGUUAAACUCUUUUUGGUCUCUUACUCCUGUGGAAGUAAAAAAAAAAUCAAGUUGUCUGAGGUACAAACCGUGUCAAGAUACUAACGAAUAGUGAUAAAUUCAAGUCGAAGUUGCGUAAGAAAGAUUUGAGCAUCGAACAUGCUUUCUCUCGUUGUAGUAAGAAAUAAGCCCAAGUUUAGCUGGGUUUGAUGUCUGUUUCAUUUCACAUACAUUUUAUUCGCAAAUAACUUGUGUUGGUGCUCAAACUGUUGGUAUAUUUUCUUGUAGUAAAGUACAUAUCAAUUUUUAGUAUCGGUUGGGCCAAAAAAUUCAAAACAGAAGUUAUGUUUUUCAUCGAGACGCUUAAGUUGUGUCGACAAUACUAUACGAACCGUGCCCACUUAAUUUUCGACUAUGAAAAUUAAAAAUAAUCUAUUUAUUUGUUUAUGAAUUGGAAGGUUAAAGAUGCGAAUUAAAACUUGGCUGUUUUCCAUGUGAUAGUCUUUCAAAACUAAAACAAAACAGACUGUUCCAGGAAGUCUGAAUUCGUUGACUGGCAUCGCUGUUAUUGUUGAUUCCCAUUCAUGUAGAGUGGGGCAGUUAUGGGUAUCACAUUGGACUAAGUGUUACUGGAGGAGGGGUUAUUUUAAGAAACACAUCUGAUGAGCUAAUUAUUUGAUAAUGAUAGAAUAUGACUCAUAAAAAUCCAUUGUGGGCAAGUUUCAUUGAUAGUGUGGAAUAAAAGCUUUCAUUGUCUUGUUCUAAUUUUAGAAAUGUCAAAUCUAAUAUUAGACUUGAAGGAUUAAUAAAUGGCAGAUUAAUCAGUUUAAUAAACAGUAUAGGGAUACCGGACCAACAAGCAUUGUACAACUGAAAACUUUUAUAGACUUGCAAGUAAUACUUGAUUCAAACAGAGGUAUUUGUUCUAUGAAUUAACUGUUUCUUUUUUUCCAUGUAAAAGAUUGUGACUGUUUUUUUUGCUUUUGAUUUCUUAUACUUAAAAGAAUUCAAAUGUGAAUAUUUUUUAAGAAGCAGUGAUUUUUAAGUGCUUUCAUUUGGUAGUGUAGAUUCAGUCACAGAAAUAAUAAAUGUUGUAAAUGAUGAAGAAAUUUUCCACGAAAAUUGCUAGUGUGAUGAGUGACAAUCACAUGGUGAUUGCUUCAUUCUGGUGCAUAUUUGAGGUUAGGUAACAAAUUUUGUUCAGAUUUUCUUUAAGCAACAGCUUUUGAAGUCCAAUACUUUCCUGUACUAUGAGAAUAAUAAUACUUUAAAAAAAAUGUCACAAAGAAUACCUUCUGUAAAUAUUGACUUAGAUAUCAGAUACUGUGGUUGCCUUGGGAAACUGACUACAUGAAAUUGUUUUGCCUUCUUUUGAAUGGUUUGUGUUCUUGCAGAAUUCUUGAUGCUUGACAUAGAUAUAAAUUAACUCUGAGUCAGUGUCGGAGACAAAAGUCUUAAUAACAUUAUUUUUUCUUUUGUUAUUGAGCACAUUUCAUAAUGACUACUUGUACAUAAUUUAUUUUUUAAAUUUUUUCGCUUCUUGCUAGCUGGAAAAGGCAUUUUUUUUUUCAUUUUUGGAGACUGUAGGGGUGUGUUAUAACUUGCUGAAUCUUGUCCAUAAUAACUUGUAGAAUGUAAUGUUAAGUCACUCUCUUUUUUUAGAUUGGAAGAUCAUGGCUCCUGGUGGGGGCUCCAGAAGACAAUCAGAUGAUGAACAGGAUGGUAAUGGUGAGCAAAGGCCAUCUUAUCAAAGAGCCAAUAGUGUAGACGAAGUAUCAGGGCAAGCACCAGCCAUUGUCACCACCUUUUUAGGCGAGUGUUUUCGCGCAGAUGGCCUCCCCGUUCCACAAGAACUGAGUGAAAAUCAAAAAAGAGUCAAUAAGGAAGUGGCUCAUGUCAUUCGUGACAUUGGAGAUCGUUUAGCGAAUGAUACCAUUUUGAACAAUUUGAUAUCACAAGUAGUUGUCUCCAAAGACACUGCUUUUGAUACAUUUCUUCAAGUUGGGGCUCAGAUAUUUAAUGAUGGUAAAGUAAAUUGGGGACGAAUAGUGACUCUUUUCUACUUUGGCUACAAGCUAGCAUUAAAAGUCAUCAACCAAAUACCACUCAUCAAAAUGAUUAUUGGGUGGGUGUGUGAAUUUAUCAAGGACCGCUUGGCCAAGUGGAUUUUUGAACAAGGAGGAUGGGUGAGUCUUGUUUUGUUUUUGUUUUUUUUAAUCCAAUAUGAAUGUCUACUAUAUGAAAAAUGUUUGUAUGGUUUUCACUCAGCAUUUAAUAGUUUUGUGAGAUUAUCAACAAGCAAGGAAAGUUUGUAAUCCAGUGAGGCAUUUAUUCUUUAAUUUAAUACACAGCUAUCAUCUAAUGUUUGUAGAGUUUAUGAAAAAAAAAAAAAAAACUCUACAGGCAUCUUGUGCACAUUGUCAUGUCAGAGAAUAUUGCUUAUAGAAUUGCCAUGUACCCAGCUGUUGUUACUGAUGUCUUGGAAUUGAAACUAUUUGAAAAUAGCAGUAUGGCAGAAAAUGCUGUUCCAAAAUGGCAAAACAAUACAUAAACCCUGCUGACUCCCAGAAGUGAUUAACAUGUUAUGUCUUCUCAUAAUAUCUGUACAUUGUCCAGCAAACCAGUAAUGAGAAUACUCAAACUUAUCAGGAAGAAGUUAUCUUGAUCUAACAUGAAAUUCUCAUAACUAAUUUACAAGGAAAUGUGUAGCAGUUAGAGGGGAGGAUUAGCAAUCAGAUAUGGGGAGUUAAAAGGGUUAAAUCUUUAUAAAUCUUGCAUAACUUUCAUUUGUGAAAUUUUAGUUCUCCCACUCAAAACUAAUGUAAAGCUCCUUUUUUUCUCCACACCUGUUUCAAGUACUGUAUCUUUUGUGCUCUUAUCAAAAAGCUCUUUCCUUUUUGCAGGAAUCUGUGGUUGAUUACUUCAAGGCUUUGAGAAAGAAGCACGAUGUUCAGGUUUACUUUGUCUUCAGCUGUAUCUGUGCUCUUGGCUUUUACCUGCUAUAUCGUAAACAGUAG